AUGCAAAAGCUCAUGGAGCUUCUCGGAGAAGAUGGUUUGGAAGAUUUGAACGAUUUGGAUGAGGGCUCAGGCGGUGAUAGUGACGAAGACGGCGAAGAGGGCUCAGGCGAAGAGAACUUCGAGGAAGGGGUCGAAGCGGAUUCAGAUGGUUCAGAAGAUGAAGAGGAGGUGGCGCUUGAUGAUCUCGAAGACGGUCAUAUUGAUGAAGAUGUGGUUCCAAAACAAAAAGUCGAGAUCGACAACACGGUUGCUCUUCGUCGUAUAAGAGAGACAAUUAAGCUUGACUCAUCAUUACCGUGGACAGAUACCCUCGUCAUAUCGUGUCCUCAAGCAAUAGAGGUCGAUGUAGAUGACGACCUCAACCGCGAGCUUGCAUUCUAUAAACAAGCGCUACACGCUGCCAAUACCGCCCGCACCCUUGCUGCCUCUCAUUCCCUACCGUUUACGCGCCCCACAGACUAUUUUGCAGAGAUGGUCAAAUCCGAUGCACACAUGGAACGUCUUCGCUCACGAUUGCUCGAUGAACGUGCUGGGAUCAAGAAGUCUGAAGAAAAGAGAAGAGAGAGGGAGGGGAAGAAGUUCGGCAAACAGGUGCAGAUGGAGAAGCUCAAGGAGAGAGAGCGUAGUAAAAAGGACAUGGAUGAGCGACUCAAGGGACUCAAAAGAAAACGCAAAGGCGCUCUGGAAAAUGCUGAAGCCGACGGCGCCGAUGGAGACACGUUUGACAUCGCGGUUGAAGAUGCCAUUGCUGACAGGCCUGCUAAGCACGCCAAAGGCCCUGGCGGGAAGAAGAUGGCGCGUAACGCACGCGAUCAAAAAUUCGGCUUUGGUGGCCAAGGCCGAAGGUCAAAACAAAACACCAAAGCCUCUACAGACAACUUCGAUUCAGCACCAGGAAAAAGAGGAGGACAUGGAUCGAAGGCAGGACGAGGAGGUGCAGGAGGUAGUAAAAGGCCAGGAAAAAGCAAACGCGUUGCCUCCAGGAGUCGUAAAUAA
Suillus clintonianus is the source of this 996-nucleotide messenger RNA. Its product is annotated as eukaryotic rRNA processing. The transcript has 4 exons. Gene Ontology annotation, cellular component: preribosome, large subunit precursor; nucleolus; nuclear periphery. NCBI's taxonomy places the organism in Eukaryota, Fungi, Basidiomycota, Agaricomycetes, Boletales, Suillaceae. The coding region runs from base 1 to 996 and encodes 331 amino acids. Gene Ontology annotation, biological process: ribosomal large subunit biogenesis; rRNA processing. The record is from RefSeq and is a predicted model, not a curated record.